This is a messenger RNA of Labrus mixtus (cuckoo wrasse), 1701 nucleotides long. It is a transcript of the gene rad9a, whose product is annotated as RAD9 checkpoint clamp component A. Bases 184 to 1362 code for a protein of 392 amino acids. NCBI's taxonomy places the organism in Eukaryota, Metazoa, Chordata, Actinopteri, Labriformes, Labridae. The record is from RefSeq and is a predicted model, not a curated record. Gene Ontology annotation, cellular component: checkpoint clamp complex. The transcript is spliced from 12 exons. Gene Ontology annotation, biological process: mitotic intra-S DNA damage checkpoint signaling; DNA repair; cellular response to ionizing radiation.
ACUCUAAGAUUCGGAAGAGAGGCUCCGAUAUGGAAAUCAAAACUAAAAUACACAUGAAACUCAAAUAGAAAAUAUUUUAAGUACAAGACCGAUCUCUCGGCGUUUGAAGUAUUACAUCCCCUGGUUGUUUUCUUGGUGUAGUAAGCCGCUGGUUUCGGCUAACUCAAACAAGUAUUAGGAGAAAUGGAUUGCGUCGUUACGGGAGGAAACGUAAAAGUACUGGCCAAAUCCAUCCAGUCUCUGUCACGGAUCGGUGAUGAUCUGUAUGUGGAGCCUCAGCAGGAUGGGCUGGCCCUGCGGUCUGUCAACUCUUCUCGGUCGGCAUAUGCAUGCUUCCUGUUUGCACCUCUCUUCUUCAGCAGGUACUCUAUCCCAAGUGGGCCUGCCUUCCGCUGCAAGAUGGCAAUAAAGAGCGUGCAGGCCGUGUUCAGGUCUCUGGCGUCUCUGGAGAAGACAGUGGAAAAGUGUCACAUCGAGCUGGAUGAGCAGAAGAACCGCCUCACCUUCACUCUGCACUGCAAACAUGGUCUCCUGAAGACACAUAACCUGUCUUUCCAGGACAGCGAAAGCUUACAAGCAGUGUUUGAUAAAGACAGCUAUGCCAAUGAAUUCAGGUCCCAUCCCAGGCUGCUGGUGGACACGGUGGUUCACUUCCCUCAGUCUGUGGAUGAAGUGACUGUUUCAGUGAGCGAUGAACGUAUGUGGGUCAGGAACCACGUGGAGGAAGAAGCAGAACAGUCCAAGGCCAUGCUGACAGAGCUGUGUUUGGCGUCAGACGAGUUUGACCAUUUUGCUGUUAAAGCUCACAACAGCGUCACCUUUUGUCUGAAGGAGUUGCGGGGUUUGUUGGUGUUUGCAGAGUCGACUGGUCUCCCUAUUUCUAUGUACUUUGAUGAGCCAGGCAGCCCUGUGGUGCUUUCAGUAACAGACAGCGUCCUGGAGGGAAACUUUGUGCUGGCAACACUUUCUGAGGACUCCAACCACUGUAAAAACAACACGAGAAGAGCGCACACACAGCCGCCGCCCCCCCCUGAUGACUUCAUGAAUGACGACAUGGACUCGUAUAUCAUCGCCAUGGAUACCAGCAUGGCACCAGGUCCCUCAACUACAGGUCCACCCGCUGCCCCCUUCCACAAGUCCACAUGUUCAAAACAGCUGGCUGCAGCUAAUCACAGGCCGAGACUACACAGUGAGGAGGAGGAGGAGGAAGAAACAGAAGAUCUGGACAGACCGCCAAAUAAGAAGUUCUGUUCCCUGUUCUUUGGAUCGGUGCUUCCCCCAUCUUCUCAGAUGACGACUCAACCGGUGUCGAGUCAGGAAGUGUUAGCCAGUGACAGUGAAGAUGACUCUCAUGCAGAGUGACAGUGGACUGAAGAAUGAGAGGACAGAGAUGGACUUUUGUAAAAAAAAAAAGAGUGAAUGUGUUCGUACCUGCAGCACCAGGAAGGAAAAGGACAUGCCCAAACAUUAUUUUCCAUCUUCACAGGCCUGUACAAACGAGUGCAUGGUUCUUGUUCUUUUACAUGGGGGAUGAAUCACAAGACAGAGAACAGGAAGGGCACCACUUUUUAUUGGACUACAAUGUUUCAGGUGGAUUAUGUGAAACUGGAAACGAAGCACUUCCUGUUUAUUUUCAUUUAGAGUUUGUUCAGAAGUGAUCAAGGUGCCUCCCACAAAUAAAGAGAAAACAUAACUUUCAAA